UACGGAAAACUGAUGACUAUCCUCGCCAUCGACGGGGGUGGUAUCAGAGGUAUUAUACCAGGUACCAUCCUCGCCGACCUCGAAAGCCAACUCCAGCAGCUCGACGGGCCUAACUCAAGGCUCGCAGACUACUUUGAUUGCAUUACCGGCACGAGCACCGGUGGCCUCAUCGCUGCGAUGCUGACCGCACCCAGCGAAGACAACCGCCCACUGUUCGCCGCCAAGGACAUCAACGGGUUCUACAUGGAGAACGGCCCGGCUAUUUUCCCCCAAAGGAGGAGUACGCUCGUCGCGUUUAUGGCAUCGCUGAUGCGCCCGAAGUAUGAUGGCAAGCAUCUGCACAGCAAGAUUGAGAGCAUGCUUGGAAACACGAGGAUGCGCAAUACGCUCACCAACAUCGUUAUACCAACAUUCGACAUCCAGCUGCUCCAUCCCAUCAUCUUCUCUACAUAUGAUGCAAAGAGCAUGCCUCUGAAGGAUGCACUGCUCUCGGAUGUCUGUAUCAGCACCUCCGCUGCUCCGACCUACCUCCCACCUCACUACUUCCAGACCAGUGACGCCGACGGCAAGACGCGCGAGUACAAUCUCAUUGACGGUGGUGUCGUCGCUAAUGAUCCGACAUUGAUUGCCAUGACACAAAUCGUCAACAACAUCAUGAGUAAAGGCAACGAGAAUAUCUACCCAUGGAAGCAGGUGGACUGCUGCAAAUUCCGGGUGGUGUCCAUUGGCACCGGGUCAUCGUCCGAUCAUGGUCUCUACACGGCGAAGCAGUCCUCCCGGUGGGGCACCAUCAGGUGGCUGCGCAACAAGGAUAUGGUCCCCAUCGUUGACAUUUUCAUGGAGGCCAGCUCUGGUGUCGUCGACAUCCAGGCUGCCACGCUCUUCCAGUCGUGCGAAGCCAACUACCUCCGCAUCCAGGACAACUCGCUCCGGGGCGUGGCGGCCACUGUGGACGUGGCUACGCCGGAGAACAUGCAGGAACUUAUAAGGAUUGGUGAGCGGAUGCUUCAUCAGCCCGUAUCAAGGGUGGACGUCGAGACAGGAAAGUAUGUGGUUGUUCCUGGGGCGGGGAGCAACGCAGAAGCGCUCGCCAGGCUCGCGAAGCAGCUCUCUGAGAUAAGGAAGAGCAAGCUCGGGCGUCAUAGGGCAAGUGGUGGAGAGUAG
Lolium rigidum is the source of this 1164-nucleotide messenger RNA. Its product is annotated as patatin-like protein 1. Gene Ontology annotation, biological process: lipid metabolic process. Lineage: Eukaryota; Viridiplantae; Streptophyta; Magnoliopsida; Poales; Poaceae. Gene Ontology annotation, molecular function: glycerophospholipase activity; monoacylglycerol lipase activity. The transcript is spliced from 5 exons. The record is from RefSeq and is a predicted model, not a curated record. Bases 13 to 1164 code for a protein of 383 amino acids.